Molecule: messenger RNA, 270 nt
Organism: Adineta ricciae
Lineage: Eukaryota; Metazoa; Rotifera; Eurotatoria; Adinetida; Adinetidae
Source: the annotation of a GenBank genome assembly
AUGAACUUAUCAAAUGCUGCAAUCUUUUUAGAUUAUGCGGUCACCCAUCCAAGUACUAACCGAGCCCGACGUUGCUUAACUUCAGUGAUCGGACGAGAACUGGUGUAUUCAACGUGGUAUGGCCAUCUAACGGUUCAUGAAGACAAAGUUUUGAUAAAACGCUUUUCUACUAACAAAAUGCUGAACACAUUCAGAGACUUCGAAAGAGAGAAAACGCACUGCGACUGCUACUGGUGCUCAACUGAAUCAUGGUACUAUGUCACACGCUAG